Penicillium soppii is the source of this 1434-nucleotide messenger RNA. RefSeq lists its product as uncharacterized. The transcript is spliced from 3 exons. Gene Ontology annotation, biological process: regulation of transcription by RNA polymerase II. Gene Ontology annotation, cellular component: nucleus. NCBI's taxonomy places the organism in Eukaryota, Fungi, Ascomycota, Eurotiomycetes, Eurotiales, Aspergillaceae. Bases 1 to 1434 code for a protein of 477 amino acids. The record is from RefSeq and is a predicted model, not a curated record.
AUGACCGUGAUGUAUGAUUCGGAUGAUCUCUGUAAUCGCUCGCCACCUUUGGUAGCGACAAAUCCCAAUUAUGGAGAGGAUGAACAGUCACCACCUCCCUUUGAGAAUGAAACUCCUGCGGGUCAGUCCCGUAAUCAACCGGAACCUCCGCGCUCAACCUAUGAAGGCGACCGAGUGCUGAUGGGCCAUCUAGCACCAAAUCAACCAUAUAUUGCGGAAAUUGCAAGGCAUUGUCCUUUGGACUCCGGAGAUGGCAAAAGGCCCACCCAGCCAGCGGAUUUUGAUACCAGGGAACUAAAGCCCAUUGUGGUUUCUAAUCUCGCUCGACCUAGAGAACCUCUGGUUUCUCAUAUCGCUCGACCUACGGAGACGGAACCUCCCAUUGAAGUUACAAAUGUGGAAGGAAAAAUUCAGUUUAAACAAGUUCUACCAUCUAUACAGCCGAUGAUAGAUGUUAAAUCGGAAUUCGUUCCAAAAAGUCGCCUUCACUCAAUAAGUGAGAUCGGCCGAAGAGCCUCACAAGAUUUCAACAAGGCAUCAUCCCCAGAACUCAAGUCUCGACUGUCACUACAACCUAUCAAAUCGCCAGAAGAAUCAUCUCUGGCAAAAUCUCCAGACACCAGCAACAAUAGUCAAACGCUGCCAUCCAUCCACAAAGCUCUCAGCGCAUUGUCAGACUUUGGCCCAUCGGUCAACACAAUGUCAUCUCCAUACCCGUUCUCCUCAUGUCCCGGAUCAACCACGUCAGGCAACGAUUCUCCAUUCGAUAGAUUCCCGGCCAAAUUCCCCGUCCCGGCAAGUCCAUACUCACAUAUCUCCCCCGUGAGCAUGAAAGACUCCUCCACCAAUCCCUCACCAGCCUCUCACUCCUCGUUCUGGCGCGGCCCCUCAGAAUUGGUCUCCGCACAAACGCCUUACGAGACCUCCUCAAUGACCGCCGCAAGUCCAGCAAUUAACUACCCUACCCCAACAGAACCAGUCGGCGUGGGCAUGGGUGAACGUGGCUCCCUCCAGAACGGCCAAGUAGGUAGCUACAAGUGCACCCACCCCGGCUGUACAGCUGCACCUUUCCAAACCCAGUAUCUACUAAACGAACCCCCUAACAUCAACACCCUCAGCUCCCACGCAAACGUCCACUCCCAAGACCGCCCUCACUUCUGUCCCGUAGACGGCUGUCCGCGCGCCCUUGGCGGAAAAGGCUUCAAGCGCAAAAAUGAAAUGAUGCGCCACGGCCUCGUCCACAACUCCCCAGGCUACGUCUGUCCCUUCUGUCCAGACCAACAACACAAAUACCCCCGCCCCGACAAUCUUCAACGACAUGUCCGCGUCCACCACGUCGACAAAAAUAAAGACGACCCCAUCCUCCGCCAAGUCCUCGCCCAGCGCCCUAUGGGCAGCGCGCGAGGCAGGAAACGGAGAAUGAAUAAUACCUAA